AAUUCAGUUCGAAUUUUGCGAUCCGAGGUGGAGCGUGUGCGGUUAGUCGAAGCAAUUCAAUCAAUUGUAACAGCAACGAAUCGGAAUAUUCAUAUAUAUAUAUACCAAUAGCUAUUAUCAGCGAUCAUCGACUUUACAACGUAAUUCAUCUAAAUCAAUUGAGCAGUGAUCUUUAUAGACUUUAUAGGUCAAUCAGAGCAAGCCCAAAAUGGCCCUGUCCAAGAUCGACACCGAGAUCGAGCAGGUUGACCAGGAGAAGUACCUGCGUCAGGCCACUAGCUACUAUCAGCCGCUGGAGAAACCCCUGAAAUACGGACCGGAGGUGAAUUCCCUAUCGGACUUGGUGGCCGCCCUUCACCGGGAAUUCGAGUCGAACUAUGUUAACAUCGAGAUGGUGAAUCACCUUAUGCUCAGCUACAAGUCCAAUCCGCGGGAGUGGCGCAAAUAUGCCAAGUUCGAUCGUUACACCUACACGCGGAAUCUCGUGGAUGCUGGCAAUGGAAAGUUCAAUCUGCUGAUUCUGUGCUGGGGCGAAGGACACGGCUCCUCGGUGCACGACCAUGCCGAUUCCCAUUGCUUCAUGAAGAUGCUGAAGGGUGAUCUGCGCGAGAAGCGCUACGAGUAUCCCAAUAGAUCUGCCAGGGACAACGGCCGGUCCCAUCAUCCCGAUGGCGAGAUCGAUAGCCGAGAGCUGGUGGAGAUUGGGGAGACACCAAUCGCCGUCAAUGAUGUGGCCUACAUAAAUGACAAUCUGGGUCUGCAUCGCGUGGAGAACCCCAGCCAUUCGGAUACCUCUGUCUCCCUUCACCUAUACUGUCCACCCUUCGACACGUGCUCCGUGUUCCAGGACAACCUGAAGAAGACCACCGCCAAGGUCACCUUCUGGAGCAAAUACGGCGUGAGGACGAAGCAGAACGAGCAGUAGAUCCAUCAAGAUCCUAAAAAUAUAGCCUCUCGUAUUGUUGCAUAAUACUAAGAAUCUUUAUUACUAGAUAUUUAAUGAGCUAGGGCCUAAGAAGAUCCGGGAGCUGAGCUAUCAAACAUGGCGAGCAAGGGCCACGUUGGCGCUGAUAAGUUCCCAUUCCAAUCCAUUGGCUAUCCCGGAUCACAGCAGCGAUUAGUGUACUUUAAGUGUUAGCUGUACCAAAAAUAUUCAAUAAAUAAGUGAACCAUUGAC
Molecule: messenger RNA, 1177 nt
Organism: Drosophila melanogaster (fruit fly)
Lineage: Eukaryota; Metazoa; Arthropoda; Insecta; Diptera; Drosophilidae
Exons: 3
Coding region: 209-925 (238 amino acids)
Biological process (GO): taurine biosynthetic process
Molecular function (GO): iron ion binding; oxidoreductase activity, acting on single donors with incorporation of molecular oxygen, incorporation of two atoms of oxygen; cysteine dioxygenase activity
Source: RefSeq, marked reviewed